Molecule: messenger RNA, 1149 nt
Organism: Brassica oleracea var. oleracea
Lineage: Eukaryota; Viridiplantae; Streptophyta; Magnoliopsida; Brassicales; Brassicaceae
Product: peroxidase 58-like
Exons: 4
Coding region: 39-1028 (329 amino acids)
Biological process (GO): hydrogen peroxide catabolic process; response to oxidative stress
Molecular function (GO): heme binding; peroxidase activity
Source: RefSeq, a predicted model, not a curated record
CUUCUUAUCUCUCGGUUUAACAAAGAGAGACAAUAUAAAUGGGUCUAAGCAAUACUAUUCCCUUGCUUUUGCUCUCGAUUUUGAUGUUUGGGGUUUUGGGUAAUGCUCAGCUUACCUCUGAUUUUUACUCCACGACCUGCCCUAAUGUCACAGUCAUUGCUCGGAGCCUGUUGGAGCAAGCAAGCCGUAGCGACGUUAGACUCACUGCUCAAGUCAUGCGCCUUCACUUUCACGACUGUUUCGUGAACGGGUGCGAUGGUUCGGUACUAUUGGAUGCUGCUCUGGCGGAUGGAGUAGAGGGUGAAAAGGAAGCUUUCCAAAACGCUGGCUCUCUUGGCGGUUUCGAGGUGAUCGAUGAAAUCAAAACCGCUCUCGAGAAUGUUUGCCCUGGAGUUGUCUCUUGUGCCGAUAUCCUUGCUAUCACAGCUGAAAUAUCUGUCUCACUGGCGGGAGGACCGUCAUGGGACGUAUUGUUAGGAAGGAGAGAUGGUCGGACCGCCAACCGUGACGAUGCGGUGGCUGCACUUCCACUAGGACCUGACUCUCUCGAUAUCCUUACCACUAAGUUCUCUGAACAUAAUCUUGACACUACCGAUUUGGUCGCUUUAUCUGGUGCUCAUACCUUCGGGAGGGUUCAGUGUGCAGCGAUAACCAAUCGUGUGAACAAUUUUGAUGGUAUCAACGGACAGUCGGACCCGAGUGUUGAACCGGCAUUCUUGCAAACGUUGCGACGACAAUGCCCGCGAGGCGGAAGUCCCACCGCCUUAGUAAAUCUUGAUCCUACGAGCCCUGACUCAUUUGAUAACGACUAUUUCAAGAACCUUCAAAACAACCGUGGAGUACUUGAAUCAGAUCAAAUCUUGUUUUCCUCAAGAGGAGCUCCCACUGUACCUUUGGUGAAUCGUUUCGCAGAGAACCAAAGUGAGUUCUUUAGAAUCUUUGCUAGAUCGAUGAUCAAGAUGGGAAACGUAAAGACUCUCACGGGUACUGAAGGUGAGAUUCGUAGAGACUGCAGACGGGUCAACUAAUUUUAAUUGUAUCAUUGCAUCUUCAAGUGAUCAAAUAUUAUUUGUUGUGAUACAUGGAAUAAGUGGUAGCAAAUUUGUGCUUUUCCACAACUUUUUUUUUUCCGUUGGAUUUUGUUUUACU